Messenger RNA from Penicillium malachiteum, 858 nucleotides. RefSeq names its product PICOT family protein. The record is from RefSeq and is a predicted model, not a curated record. The transcript has 2 exons. Lineage: Eukaryota; Fungi; Ascomycota; Eurotiomycetes; Eurotiales; Aspergillaceae. Gene Ontology annotation, molecular function: 2 iron, 2 sulfur cluster binding. The coding region runs from base 1 to 858 and encodes 285 amino acids.
AUGUCGGCACUCAUCGAAAUCACGACUGAGACCGAGUUCGCGGCACAGCUCAGCUCACUCUCGCCCUCUGCGCUUGUCGUCCUAUACUUCCACACUCCAUGGGCCGCGCCUUGCGCUCAGAUGCGCACUGUUCUCUCCGCUCUUGCCUCCCAGUACCCCGCUACGGCCCCGCCGACCAUUUCGUUUAUCAGCAUCAAUGCCGAAGAGUUGCCCGACAUCUCGGAGGAGUAUGAUGUUUCCGCGGUUCCAUUUGUCGUUUGUCUACGCAGUGGCCAGAUCCUCGAGUCUAUUAGCGGCAGCGACGCUAUCAAAGUCCGUGAUGCUAUUGAGCGUCAUGCUGGCCGCGGAAAUGGCGCCGUUGCCCCAGGCCCCGCCGACGGUGUCCACAGAGCGCACAUUCCACCUGCCCUGUCUGCCGUGCCACGCGACGAUGGUCCGAUGACUGCCACCCAGUCUCCGGUUGCUGCUCCGGAUGCCGUUGGUCCAGCUGCUAAUGCUACUCCUGUCGCUGCUGCUCCUACCCUUACACCUGAGCAGUCCAAGGAAGCACUCUUCGCCCGUCUGGCUGAGCUUGUCAAGGCUGCACCCGUCAUGCUGUUCAUGAAGGGAACUCCUAGCUCACCGCAGUGUGGCUUUUCCCGGCAAUUGGUUGGUAUUCUCCGUGAGCGAAGCGUCAAGUACGGAUUCUUCAAUAUUCUGGCAGAUGAAGACGUGCGACAGGGUCUGAAGGAGUUCGCUGAUUGGCCCACUUUCCCUCAACUGUGGGUUGGUGGAGAGCUUGUUGGCGGUCUGGAUAUUGUUCGUGAGGAGAUUAACGGCGAUCCUGACUUCUUAAACGGCUACUCUGUCAACAAGUAG